This is a messenger RNA of Cynocephalus volans (Philippine flying lemur), 1713 nucleotides long. It is a transcript of the gene R3HCC1, whose product is annotated as R3H domain and coiled-coil containing 1. NCBI's taxonomy places the organism in Eukaryota, Metazoa, Chordata, Mammalia, Dermoptera, Cynocephalidae. Gene Ontology annotation, molecular function: nucleic acid binding. Bases 1 to 1530 code for a protein of 509 amino acids. The transcript is spliced from 8 exons. The record is from RefSeq and is a predicted model, not a curated record.
AUGUCAGCGGCAGGGGCGCCUCCGCCCCGCCCCUCACAGACGAUCCCAGCACGCCCCGGGCCGUUUCUGCGAUACCUCCCCCGGGACACGCGGUGGCGCUGCGGCCCCGCCGAGGCCCGGGCUUUCUCGCGCGUUCCUUAUCUCAGGCUCGAGCGGACCCUGAGGGCGGCGGCGACGCGCGGGGCGGCCGCGGCUGUCCCACCUGGCACCCUGGCCCUUCUCUGCUUGGACGGUGUUUUCCUCUCCCCAGCCGAGAAUGACUUUGUCCACACCAUCCAGGAGGAGCUGGACCGCUUCCUGCUGCAGAAGCAGCUGUCAAAGGUCCUUCUCUUUCCCCCACUCUCCAGUCGCCUGCGGUACUUGAUCCAUAGGACAGCAGAGAAUUUUGAUCUCUUGAGCAGCUUCUCCGUUGGGGAGGGCUGGAAGAGGAGGACUGUCAUCUGUCACCAGGACAUCAGGGUACCCAGUUCAGAUGGUCUUUCUGGCCCCUGCCACCCUCCUGCCUCCCACCCCGGCAAGUACCGUGGUCCCCGGCUCACCUCCAACCAGGGAGCGACUGCUGAUCCCCGAGGCACGCGGGGCAUCCGGUGGCAUCGUGGACGCAAGCCAGACCAGCCUUUGUAUGUGCCCCGGGUGCUGCGCAAGCAAGAAGAGUGGGCACCGACCUCUACCCCAGGGCUCAAGGGAGAGGCCCCCGCUGGCAAGGUCCAGGAAGAGCCUGGAGAUGUUGGCCCCGGGGACCCCAACUCUGACCAGGGAGUUCCUGUGUUGAUAACUCAGGGAACAGAGGACCUACGGGGCCAAACCUGUGACAAUGAGCCACUGCCAGACCCUGUUGGCACUGAACCCCUGAGGCCCAAGUGCCACUCAGGGAAGGGAGACAGGGUAGAGAUGGCCAUGCAGCUUGGGUCCAACAUACAGCUGGCCCUGGAAGAAGGAACUGGGAGUCAGCAGGAGAAAAGUCUUGCGGCCGAGGAGGAAGAGGAAAAGGAAGAAGAGGUGGAGGAGGAGGGGCCCGGCAGCUGCUCUGACGACGAUUACAGUGAGCUGCUGCAAGAGAUCACAGACAACUUGACUGAGAAGGACAUUCAGAUAGAGAGGGUCCACAUGGACAUGUCCUCCUUCGUAGAGGAGCUGCCUGGAGAGAAGGACUUUGCCCAUGUGGUGGAGAUCUACGAUUUUGAGCCAGCACUCAAGACCGAGGACCUCUUGGCAGAGUUUUCUGAGUUCCAAGAGACGGGGCUCAAGAUCCAGUGGGUGGACGACACCCAUGCACUCGGCAUCUUUCCCUGCCUGGCCUCAGCUACUGACGCCCUGACCAGGGAGUUCUCGGUGCUCAAGAUCCGGCCCCUCGUGCAGGGAACCAAGCAGUCAAAGCUCAAAGCCUUGCAGAGGCCAAAGCUCCUGCGUCUGGCAAAGGAGAGACCACAGACAAAUACGGCAGUGGCCCGGAGGCUGGUGGCCCGGGCCCUGGGGCUCCAACACAAAAAGAAGGAGCAGCCUGCUGUCCAGAGUGUCCUGCCAUCCUGAGUCCCAAGAGUCCUGUCAAGCUGGAUCUGCACCCCAGGACUACACCGGGGCCCAACACCACAAGCCUUUACAGACGCCAAACAGCCCUGCACCAUUACUGAAGCUUCAUUGUGAGGCAUGGUGGGCUUUAGUUUGUCUAGUCCCAGAAGUUGAGAAAAAAUAAAAACUUAAAAGUUGCUUUAA